Cuscuta campestris is the source of this 2225-nucleotide messenger RNA. NCBI's taxonomy places the organism in Eukaryota, Viridiplantae, Streptophyta, Magnoliopsida, Solanales, Convolvulaceae. The record is from the annotation of a GenBank genome assembly.
UAAUCAACGAGUGUUUAAAUUAAACGAGUGUUUUAAUUGAUCGGUGCUCCACCAUCGUUUUUUGUACGAACAUGGGGAUGAUUACUGCAUUAAAAAAUGGUGACGAAAGUUCUGGAUUAUUGAUGAUGAAGCUAAGAGCGGUUAGAGUUUACCACGUUCCUGCUCAUUCUCGAGGGCCGGAAUCAUUGGAUAUUGUUUUCCAGGACUCAGAGAUGACAAUUGCUCAUUUGAAUCAAGAAAUGGCCCAUGAGCCUGUACAUGUGAAGGAGAAUUUUGUUGCAAUUGGGAACAGGGCGCUGUUAACAGCAAAUGUUGGGCGUCGGUGGGUGUUUGGGUUGAAUGAAAAUCAGCAAUUUACAUGGGUUGAUAGAUUCCAGCAAGGGGAUUCCAGUGAUGAAGAUAGCGAUGAAGACAAUGAAAGUAUGUCCGCUGCAGCUGGAAAUGAAAAUGAUACCCCUCCAAACAACCUGAAUCAUCACCGGACAUGCUUUCACUAUCUUCAUCACUGGAAUCCCCUUGCUGCAAGCACAUCUACAACUGGCUCAAACAGUAGUGAUGACAUUCACACUUCUGCUACUGUUGCUGCUGCGAUUCAACACGCAAAGGAGAUCUUGAGAGCAUCUUGGAAAGCUCUUGUUGCUUGUACUGUACUGGGGGGAUUAGAUGUGAGAUGGCCUCAGCCUAUAUUAAAUCAAAAGGUGCUGGUUUUGAAAAUGUAUUUCAGACGGUGCAUUUUCUGUAGAAUGCUCGUGUUAAUCUGCAAUAGCUGUCAGGAUGUAAAUUCUACUUAUGCUUGUGAACUAUGCCAAAAAGCUGGCAAGGAUGUUCGCUCGGUUUUGGAGAUGAAAGUUCACAAGUCAGUAGAAAUAUCUGAAGGUGGAGGGGAUAAACCUGAAGCUGUUUCCACUUUGAAUUCAACAGAAUACUUGCCUAUUGUUGCACGAUCAAAUGGGACACAAAUGUCCAGAAGAAGACUGAGGAUUUUGUGCUUACAUGGCUUCCGCCAGAACGCUUCCGGAUUCAAAGGAAGAUCGGCCUCGCUAGCCAAAAAACUCAAGAACAUUGCAGAGCUUAUCUUCAUCGAUGCACCCCAUGCCUUACCCUUCAUCUACCAACUCCCUCCACCAGACCAUCACUGCAAUCUCAUUUCGUCUUAUCAGUCCAAAGACACCAACCUUCCUACGGGUGGUUGCAAUAGAAAGUUUGCAUGGUUGGUGGGACACGGGCACACACCAGAGACCAACUCUAAUUGGAAAAUGUCAGACCGUAAAUUUGAUCAUCUACAGUACCAACACCAAACCGAGGGGUUUGACGAAUCACUCUCGUACCUGAAAACUAAGGUUUCUGAAGGAGGGCCGUUUGACGGGAUCUUGGGGUUCUCACAAGGAGCUGCAAUGGCUGCUUUACUCUGUGCACAAAAGGAGAAGUUAAAAGGAGAAAUAGAUUUCAGGUUUGCAGUUUUAUGCUCCGGCUUCGCUGUGAAUAUGGACGACCUCGAGCAGGGGUCAGUAAACUGCCCUUCGCUCCACAUAUAUGGGAAUGACAAGGGCAGCGACAGGCAGAUAGAGACCCGAGCUAGUCAACGACUUGCUUCCCUGUUUGAGGAUGCCUCCUGUGUGGUCAUUGAGCAUGAUUUCGGUCACAUAACUCCAACACGCUCCCCAUACAUUUACCAGAUCAAAGACUUUCUUCUCCGUUUCCUGUAAUUUACGGAUGCCCCGAUGCUGUUGACUGGAACCAGUAUUGAAGAAGCUCAUUGAAAAGAAUUCGAGUUAGCCUAUAGGCUUCAACCAAACUCCGAUUAAUUUCUCACAGUAACAUCAAUACCAACAAAACGACAGCGAUAGGGUUUUAGAUAGACAUCGUCCGUCUCAGGCAGUUCAAAGCAAUCAAUCUUUGCCGGUGAGGGAAGAAGUUCGCCGGCGGGAAGGAAAGAUGCUAGCAAACGGGAGAUACCAUUUAAGGGAUAUCUCAUAUCCAAAUUCUUCAACCAAUUUCGUUAUUCCCAUUUCUGCCUCGCUCACCAACGCGAGAAUCUCAUCACUGGCAACACUCUUGGCGACUUUGAUGAAAAUCUCUGAUACAGACAAGUNAUACGGAUAUGGUAAUUGUAUAUCCGAUCCGUUUAAAAUCCGAUCCGAAUAUACAUCCGUUUAAAUAACCGUUUAUCAAUAUCCGUUUAUCCGAAUACCGAAUAAUUUUUUGAAUAAAUAUAAUCCUAGUAU